GCGGCGGCUCAGUUGCUUUGUGCAGGAACCAUGGGCAGAGCAGAGCCGAGGGAUGAUAGGAUGUUUGGGCGGUGUAGUGAUCGACUGAAUAUAGCCAGGGUGAUGCACUUUUGAGUUACUAAGAAGCUGGGCAAGAUGCAGACUUCAGUCCAGAUGAAUUGUGGUUCUAACGCAGACACCAUGCUACAAGAACCAAAUCUCGUGGAGGAGGACAAUCUAUCUGCAGUAGAUCAUGAUGACCCUUUAGUCAUUGCCCUUGAAGAGGUAGAAGAACACACAUCAACAGGGACCCUUGAAGAAACUACUGAAAACACGGUCUUUACGCCUUCAGAAAACUCGUCAGAGCCCAGUUUGGAUUCACAAUCGACCAGCACUCCUCCUCGUCCUGACUUGAAUGUUAAAAAUGUUCAGGCAAAACCUAAAAAACAGGAUAAAGCUGUGCGAGCUGAAAAGAAAUAUGUUCCAUCUAAAAAAGCUAUGACGGACCCACUAAAAAUUGACAUGUCCAAACCUCUGGCCACUCCUCUCACUUCAUCCCAGAUUUCUCUUCAGUGUAUUGAAUGCCACAUAAUAUUCAGUGACCACAAGAGCAAAGAGCGUCACCUGAAGUCCAGUCAUCCUGCUGAAUAUGAGCAGUCCAUUCUGAGGAACGCCCUCUUUGCCUGUUACGUUUGUGAUCGCCAUUUCACAAACUCUACUGAACUCAUGGCCCAUCAAAAGACUCACAUUGAGAGAAACCCUUUUAAAUGCCCUAUCUGCGCCCAGACGUUUAGUAAAUUGUCAGAGCUCUCAGUUCAUAAAAAGGUUCAUUUCGGACAGCAUGGUUAUACCUGCACACAGUGUGGGAAACCAUGUAAAACGUUGACGUUACUCAAGUACCACUGUCGCACGCACACCGGAGAAAGGCCCUAUGUGUGCAAAGAGUGUGGGAAGAGGUUCACCAUGCCCAAAGCCCUGCAGAAACACAUGGAGUCCCACUUACCAGAGGGAGCUCAGCCAAAGGAACAAGGUGCCCCUUCAGCUGUUUACACCUGUUCCAUUUGUAAAGCAACCUUCAAAACUACAAAGACAAGGCAUUACCACAUGAAGAAAAAGCACAACAUCUCAAAAUCAGCACUGACCAAAACAAGUGUACAACCGGUGAAGCAGUGUACACCCAUCAUUACUCCCAUUUCAAUUUCACAGUCGUCUCUUCUGCAAGUUGGACCUAAUGGACCUUUGCAAAAAGUUGAUGCCAACAUUGACACUGAACAGCUUUGCAAAUUAAUUGAAUCAUUCGGAAAUGUACAAAAAGUGAACCAGGUAGUCAUUUUGGGGCAAGUACCACCUGACGCCCCGCCACUGGAAGUACAGCAAAUUGCACAACCAGUUACUUUAAAUAUAGACACUCCUCAAACUGAUUUUAUGGACAUAAACUCAAAGACUAAUAACACCAUUGAGGAUCCAAUGGAGCAAACCAUUAUCUUGGAGCCUAUCACGCCUGAUGGACAGCUUCUAAACCCUCCUUUUUCUGCUUUGGAGUCUAAUUUAGGAGAGAAUCCAGCAGAGGUAAUUUUUCAGUCCAUGGAUACAGAUCCGCAUCUACAAACCGAUGAAAUAGUUUGUCAUAACAAUGUAUUAGGACAAAAUCUUGCACCGACACUUGAUCAAACUAUUGUUCUUGAACUCACUCCUGCGCUGACUCCAACUGCAGAACUGGAGCAAUCGGAAAAUGUACUUCAAAAUGAAAUCGCACCUUCCACAUUUGUUCAAAAUAAUGAACUAGCCAAUCCUCUUGAUGAGACAUCAAUAAGUGAGCAGGAGACUAGCAUGUCUGUUCAGUCGCUAUUGUCUACGGUAGAGCUAGAAAUGUUACCUUUACAAACGGACCAACACAUCGGUCCAGUGUGUACGUUUAGUCCCCAAGAGACACUUCCUGAAUACCAGAACGAAACUGUGACUCAAGACGAGACUGAUUCUAUGAUGCCCACCAACUGUAUUGAUCUAAACGUCCAAAAUGUUAGAGAAGAGGUGGUUAAAGCGUUUGAACAAACAGAAGAAGCAACUACAGAACAAAUAGAAACAGAUGAACCAAAAGCAAUGAAUGUAGCAGAGGAAUUAGAAAAACAAGCUAAUCAUGAUGAAGAGAAAAAAGAGGCAAAGGCAGUCAACACACAAAUGAAAGCAAAGCAGGUAGAGCAGCCUAAAGAGAUUCCCAUAAAUGUAAUGUCUGCUCAAGAGCUGGUAAAAGUACGAAAAAGAAAACCACCUAAAGCAUUUUUCUUUCAGGGAUACAUGCAGGAAUUUGUGUCAUCUGUAUACGACGAAUUCCCAAGUAAUACUGCAAAACGUAAAAAAGCCAAAAAGUCUCAUCUUGUUGUUAAAUUUGGUCCUCCAAGUAAAGGAAAGCAAAGCAAAAAAAGUAGCAAGUCAUCAAAGCAGCCAACUAAGGAAGAUUCCAAAGAGAAAUCGCCUAGUCAAAGUAAAAUGCAGAAAAAGGGUAGGAAGGACAAAAAAGCUGUGAGCUCUGAUUGUACUGCAGAGAUAGAAGUACCUGCUUCAUGUGAAGACAGUGAACAGGCAUCAAAACAAAAAGAAGGUAAAAAUAAGAAGAACAAGCAAAAGGCUGGAACAAAGAAGACUGAGAAGCACAUUGGUGUAACCUCGCCUGUUUUAAAAAAGAAACAGAAGAAAAUUAUCCAAUCUCCAAGUGUUAAGGAAAAAACUACAACAAAUAUUAAACAGAAAAAUGGGGAAAAAACUAAUGAGCAAACCACUCCACAAUCAAAAUCUGAAUCCCCUGAUAAAGCUACUUCUCACAUACAAGAUUCUUUACUGCUGCUGAAAGGACACAAACAGCCACAGCUCAAAGUCCACAAAUUAGAUCCUUUAAAGGCCUCUGGUAAAACACAAGAGGUAUUACUAAGUGAAACCCAAACGUCCCCAAAGGAAAAGAACAGUCCAGCCAAUCCUGCUUUGAACGAGAUCUUGCCUGAGAACAAGAAAAAAGGAGGUAGAGCCAAGAAAGCACUCACAUUAUUGUCUUCUCUUCACACAUCCAAAAAGCAAGAGGAAGCCUCUCCUCCUAAACCAAAACCUACCAGGAAGCGGAAAGCGUCGUCUAAAGUGGAGACUGAAGGAGUGAUAACGUCAAAGAAAGCUAUUGAGUGCAAAGAUUGUGGGCAAUGGUUCAGUGACGUUUCUUUGCUUCAAAAUCACAAGGCCACGGUGCAUAUUGUAGAGAGUCCUGGCAUUACAUUUACAAAUGGAAAUCUUUUCGAAGGGGUGACAAGGAUAGAUCUUUACCAGCUGCCAAAACAAGUUAGUAAAGAUGGAGAAAGUUUGAAUACAGGUUGGGAUACUGAACCUGAAAUGACAGACUUAGACAGGGAACGUUGUGUUACUUUUCCAGAUUUGAACACAUCACCAUCUUUACCUGUUCCUCCUUGUGACAUUUACUAUGAUAAGGACAGAAAAGAUAUUGAGGAAACUACUGUGAAGGCUAGCCAAUCUAAUGUUGUCUCACCAUCUCUUCAAAUAGCAGUUAGCAGAAAGGAAAACAGCACUGAUACGGAAAUUCAAGCCACCACUUAUGAAGAUAUUAAGGAGGACUUGCUUCUUGAGGUAGAUCUGGUCACAGUUGGAGAACAAAGUGCCUGUCCAUCGCAAGACAAUUCACAAAACAAAGACAUUGAACCUGUUACUGGCGAGAGUGAAAGAGCUGCUUCCAAACAAACAGAUCUAACUUUACACACGGUUUCUUGCUCCACACAUCAGCAUGAUAUCAAGGAAGAAGAAGAGGAAACGGUAAUUGAGAGAACUAAAACUGGCCGCAAAGGAAUUACUAGUACUGAGCAGGGAAGUGAGAAAGAGAUAUCCAGUGAGGAGUCAGAACAGACAAAGCAAAAUGACUGUGAGAUACUAUAUGAAAGACCUGCUUUAGACUCCGUUUCGAACAAUAACCAAGUUGACAGCCAUCAAGUUCAGAUCACAAUUAAACCUGCUCAGAAAGAUGUAGCCUCUGCCUCUGCACUGGACAGAAACAUCACUGUUGACCAAGAAUCCUGCAGCACUGAGAAGGAAGCAAAUGAACAAAUCCAACUAGAAGAUGGUGACUGGGAAAGGGAUCAGUCUCCAGGAAUUGUACUGGAGAAAGUGGUAAUAUCAGCCCUUAAUUCUGCUGAUAAAGAGAAGAGCCAAACACAGGAUUUUGAAAAUGAGAGCCAAGACAUCAAGGUGGAGGAAAGCAUUGCAGAUUCAACACAAGGGGUCUCCAGAUGUCCAAGUGCACAGUCAUCACACCGUGACAUAAGGGCUGUUCUUGUCAAAGAAGAGAGCAGACAGACCCCACAGAGAGGGGACCACAUCCGCUGGAACGUAGAGCCAAACUCCAAUUCCUCAAGUCCUGAAGCUAUGGUGACGACAGACAGUGCCAUAGCUGCUCUAAACUGCAGCUCGAGUCAGUGCAUAUUCUACCCUGUCAAAGAGGAGGAGAGGGAGGUGUUAGUUGGAGCAGUUGAAAAUGCCACUCCUGCAUCAUCAGAGGUUAACCAUCAGCUAGAGCGUCAUACUGUAGAUGAUGAUGGUUCUGCUCCACAAGAAGUGACAUCACAACCAGGGCCCAAUAAUCUUAAUGAUGGACAUGAAGAUGCAGUGACUGAGGAGCAGACAACGCCAAACCUUCGUGACUUUCUUUUGCAAGGAUCUGAUGAGGAGGACUGUGCUUUUGAAUGGUCGAAUUCUCAUGUUAACUCUGAAGAAGAAAUAAUGGCCAAUUUCUACAAAAAACUGUUGAAUGUUGGUGUAUCUGCGUCAUCUACAGUUCAAGACAGAAGAAGGGAUAAUAUUAGCAGAAAGCCCAUUGAUUACUUUUCAAACUACUUCAGCUGGGAUACAUGGCGAGAAAUUUCACAUUGCACUAAUAAGCUUAACAGUUUGUCCAGUCCUGUCACUGUUGAAGAAGUCGCCCAGUUUGUUGGCAUCCACAUUGCUAUGGGAAGCUUGAAGUUUCCCAGUCCCUCGCUUUACUGGGAGGACUUAACUAAGGUCCCAUUAGUUGCUGACGCUAUGCCAAUGCCCCGGUUUCUUGAGCUGUCUCGUCUACUGAAACUCACCUCUCCACAAGCCAAUCAACACACCAGUACUAACAGUAGGAGAGAUGGCAUUACUGUUUUUUUAAACGAUUCUAAUAACCGGCGCCAUGGUGAAUUACAACAUGGUAAAAAGAUCACUUCUGACCCUCUCUGGAAAAUUCAGCCUAUACUGGAGCGUUUUGUGAAAGGCUGUGGUUCUCUGAGACGACAGGGAGAUUAUGCCAUUGAUCAGAAUCCACUCCCACUAAGUACAGGGACCCACAAUAACAAGCAUUCACUUCAUUGCACAACUAUGGUCGAUUUUGGUGGGAUGGUUUUGGAUCUUGAUCUCAAAUUGGAUUUUUCGGACAAAGAGGGUGUGGUUGAGAAAAUGCCCCCCAAAGGUAGCAUGGUUUUCCUUUGUAAGCAGGAACUUUCCACACCUGCAAUGCUGGAACGUCUUUUAGCGGCUGGUGUUCACAGUGCUGGCCAAGUAGGGGGAGCAAAAGGACAAAUAGGAGAUGAAUUUGUAAGCUCAGAUGGAAAACUGUUGCUGCGGAGAUCACACUGUGGUUUCAUUCUGUCUACUAUAGGAAAUGGCCAAAGAAACAUUGCUUCUCUUAUUGACAAUUUUGAAAAGGCACACAUAUCGGUUCGCCUCAACAAAGAUUUGCAAAAUCUCUAUUCUAUUCCCCCUGCUGUAUUUUCUCCAAGUUGCUGGCCUCAAACAGUGCUCUGGUACCUGACAGAUCUGGCUUUGGUAAACUCCUGGCUGCUGUAUCGACAGGAUGCCAGAAAUAAUGACUCACCCUUAACUCUGCUUGCCUUCAGACUGGAAAUUUCAAAAGCUUUGAUCCUUGCCAGUGGUUUAGACACCCAGGAAGCACUUGCCAAUCAAACAGAGGAUGCCCAUUCACCCGGUGAUGCUCCAAACCCCAACCUACUACACGAAAGCCCUCUUCCUGAUGCUGCCAUACGCUUUGAUGGUUCAGGACACUGGCCUGAGCAGCUCGCAGAGGGACAAGGUGGCAAGUGCCGUUUUGGCGACUGUCAGAGGACAUCUCGAGUACUUUGUCUUAAAUGCUGUGUAUUCCUUUGUAUUUCACGCAACCACAACUGCUUCAUAAAUUUUCACAGUCAAGGGCAUCAAGCAAAAAAAUAAGAUCAAAAGAUAUCAACAGUGUUCAGUACAGUUUUGUUCAUGAUUUUCAAGGUGUCAUUUCUUAAUACUUUUUUGUAUUUAUUUUUGUAUUUACUUUUAUUUAUAAUGUGCAAAUUGUAUUGGGUAAUUCCUUAUGUAAUUCCUUUUGCACAAUAAAAAUGUCUGCUUUUAAAUGUA
This is a messenger RNA of Boleophthalmus pectinirostris (great blue-spotted mudskipper), 6390 nucleotides long. RefSeq lists its product as uncharacterized. Gene Ontology annotation, molecular function: DNA-binding transcription factor activity, RNA polymerase II-specific; RNA polymerase II cis-regulatory region sequence-specific DNA binding. Bases 136 to 6213 code for a protein of 2025 amino acids. Gene Ontology annotation, cellular component: nucleus. Lineage: Eukaryota; Metazoa; Chordata; Actinopteri; Gobiiformes; Gobiidae. Gene Ontology annotation, biological process: regulation of transcription by RNA polymerase II. The record is from RefSeq and is a predicted model, not a curated record. The transcript has 10 exons.